Molecule: messenger RNA, 204 nt
Organism: Morchella importuna
Lineage: Eukaryota; Fungi; Ascomycota; Pezizomycetes; Pezizales; Morchellaceae
Exons: 2
Coding region: 1-204 (67 amino acids)
Source: RefSeq, a predicted model, not a curated record
AUGGGUCGUGUGCUCACGCUCAGAAACUGUUCGCCAGCUCGUACUACUCUCGAUCAGGGAUGGACAUAUCAAAAAUCUGCGCGCCCGGACCAAUACCUGAACACCCGCCCCCAACCACCUCCCGCCGACAGACCCAAUGAUACAAGCUUCAGCUCCACCCCGGAUCAAGCCACAAAAUUCCGCACCAACGGGCUGCGUCACUAG